AUGUCUACCGGCCACCUAUUUCUGAAGCCUUCGAUUGGUGAUCAGAAGAAGCAAGGUUCUUCUGAGGAUUCUAAAGCUAGCAUCGACCAAGAAAACAGCAACAACUCAAGAAUGAGUGCCACUCUGCAGCCCGUGAAUGAGACUAGUAAGCGAAAAACAAACAAGGGCAGAAGAGGUAGUAAUGGCUUCAGCAUUGUUGGGAAUAAAAUUAAGGGGAAUAAAUCGGGCAAGGUAGGAGUUUUUGGGUUUGGCAACACCACCCACAUCCAUAAAGGCCACCACCAGGAGAAAGGAAACCAGGUCCACUCCAGUAGCGGAGAAACCGACUCGGCCUCCAGUUCUGAAGACGACGAAGCAGUAUUGACUAAUUAG
Molecule: messenger RNA, 372 nt
Organism: Prunus armeniaca (apricot)
Lineage: Eukaryota; Viridiplantae; Streptophyta; Magnoliopsida; Rosales; Rosaceae
Source: the annotation of a GenBank genome assembly